AGCAACGAUAUGUAGACGAACAUACAGCGCACCUUCCCACCGAGUUUUUGUUUGCCUGCGCGACUAGUUGGGUCCUUUGAAUUGUACAUAAAAGUGAGCUAGACUGUACUGAGGGGAACAUAAGGAGACGACGGAGGCGCUUCAGCCAGGAAAGAAGUGCCGUGAGAAAGAUACCGUCUCUCUCUUUCUCUCUCUCUCACACACACACACACACUAUACCACAGCCGCGCCCGGAUCACAUCCUACAGCACAGCGCUCUCCCUGCUCUCCUGCUAUAGCAUGGCCAGUUCGAGUAAAGCGACUUUAAUCUUGCUCAUCUACGGAAUCUUAAUGCACUACAGCGUCUUCUGCACACCUAUCGGACUAAGUUACCCUAAGAUUAGACUUGAAAACGACGCCUUCGAUGAGGAUGGGAAUUCAUUAUCCGACAUGGGUUUUGAUAGCGAUCAGAUUGCUAUACGAAGCCCACCAUCCCUAAACGACGACGCGUACACCCUAUACUACCCAGCAGAGAAAAGACCAGAAAGGCAUGCUGAGGAAGAAUUAGAUAGAGCCUUGAGGGAGAUCCUGGGUCAGUUAACAGCGAGACAUUAUCUGCAUUCUCUGAUGACAAUUCGUGCAGGUGAAGACAACAGCAUGGAGGACGAGUCAGAGCCCUUAUCCAAAAGACAUUCAGAUGGGAUCUUCACCGACAGCUACAGCCGCUAUAGAAAGCAGAUGGCCGUGCAGAAAUACCUGGCAGCGGUUCUGGGAAGAAGGUACAGACAGAGAGUUAGGAACAAAGGACGUCGACUGGCCUAUUUGUAGCGUUGUUAAAGCGCCCAAACUGCCCUCCUGUGUAUAUACAUCCAGUCGUUAAAUCAAAGUCAUUCAGAUAUAUCUGACCAACCAGUGGAUUGCGCCUGUGUUCUUUCAACAUGUAUUUAUGUAUGAAGUAAAGCCAUUAAAAUGAAUAUUUUAAUAAUAAUAUCGUUUUUUUUCUUUUUGUACAAAAGCACUUGAUACCGCACAGUUAUACUUUGUGGACCAAUAUUUUAUUUUCAUGUUCAGAUGUUGAAAACAAAACAAAAUGACUAAAAAAAAAGGAAUUAGAAAAAAGAAGAUAAUUGUGCACCUUCAACGUUAUGCGCUUGAAAUCUUUAAAGGUCAUCUACAUAUGCAGAAAAUAAAUAGAUUUUAAAAAGACAAUCAAAGUAUUGAAUGUUAUACUUAUUUUUGUAACCAACGUUCUAUUUUUUUAGUGUUGUUUGUUUUCCAAACAGGCCCAAAGAAGCAGUGAGCAUGCUAUGUGAGGCAUAUCCGGCUUAUCCUAAAUGAUAGAUGUUGCCCUUGUCCACCCUUCUCCACGCUCCCUUAAUGGGAGCUCUGUGGGUUUGUAUAGCUUGCUGCCCCUCCAGGGGAAUUCAGAUGGCUUUUGUUGUACAGCCUCUCAUUUGGUGGUUAACUGAUUGACUUACACGCUCAUUUGUGUAACUGGUGGUGGUGAAAAAAAAAAAAAUCCAACCCCUCUUUUAAACAGAAAUUUCAUCGCAGGCUUUUGAAAGGGCAUCACUGCCUUUCCUAAAGAUGAAGGAAGCACUCAAGUUGCUGUUCACAGUAUGCGGCAAACACUGCUUGCUCACUUGCCUCAAAGUCAUCCACUGUAGGAGAUCAAUCGUGCUCGACAGGACUGUUUAAAGAAUGUUCCAUAUGUGUGUGUUUUGUACAGUAUCGGAAACGACACAGUGCACAUAUUCAUCUCAGUGUUGUCUGUGUUCAGUCAACAGAACUAUUUGGAAGAAUGUGCUUCAACUGUUGAUUGUAUUUGGGCAGCACUCGGCACUCGGCUUUUUUCUUUUGAAAAGAGGUGGAGAGGAAAGGUAGCAUCUGAGUUCCAGCUAGGGAUGUUUAAUUCAUAUUUCUUAUUUAUUGGUGCAUGGUAACUGACACCUUGCUUAUUUUUUGCUAAGGCACUGCAUGCCAUCAUGCUUUUUUUUUUUUUGGAUUGUGCUAUUUGGGAGGUGGGCUGUGCUAAGCCUAUUCCAGACGUGUUGGAAAUGUGGAGAAGGAGGGCUAGAUGUGGUGGAAACUGGUACUGCACUGACUUGUUGAAUUUUUUUACCUCCCCUGCUGCUCGCAUUGUGGAUAUCAUAAGGCAAAACACUGGACUCCCUUUUUUUUGCUGAUUGCCUUUGUCCUCGUAGCAGUUUUUAAAAGAUUCUUUUGCUUCUAGAUCGCCGUGGUAAAUUGUUGAUAUGACAGUGCUGUGAUUCAGUUGUUAAGACGAAGCUGAUCUGUGUUAGAUAUGUACUGGUUGGUACUGUGCAGUGAGGAUGUGACAAAGAGAUGAGGAGAGUGUUAGGAGAGGGAGAGAGAGAGAGAGAGAGAGAGAGAGAGAGAGAGAGAGAGAGGUAUGCAUGGAGAGGAAGAGAGAGAGAGCAGGAAGCAAAGAGAGACUGUGUGUGUGUGUGUCAAAGAGAAAGCAAAGUAGGCUGUUACAUUAGAGACAGGUUACAGCACCCAUGAGCCAGAGAGAGGUUGUCACACCUGAAACGAAUAGGAGGUGGGAGCUCCGCCACUGCCGCCUCACCUCACCUGCCAAAGUUAAAUCAGGGUCAAUGAGUCUGAUGGAAAAUAUUGGACGUUGAAUUCCCUUCACUUUGGUUUCAGCUGAAGCAAGAUGCGAGUGAAGCUGGAUGAGGCCACUCAAUUGUUUCCCUCUCGCACUAGAACAGAGGUGAAUGAAAAAUUCAGCCCUCCGAGCAGAGGGAUCUUCCCACUGACUUUUAUUGGAGAGAUAUCUCAUGUAUUUAUUCAAUAUUAUGCAAAUGCAGCUUUAUGUACCCCUGCAAUCCAAUCAGUGGCCUGUGCCCCCCCCCCCCCCCAAUAGAAACUAUCAAUACACUCUUCCUUCAAUUUGGCUUUAUCCUACAGGCUUUGUGUGAAUGUGUGAGUGUGUGUGUGUGUGUGUGUGCGCGCAUGUGUGUGGAUGUUGGCAUACUGGUGCGCAUUUGUGUUUAUGUGUGACUGUAUUUAACAUCCGUUUGUGUGAAUGAGUGACUGAACGCGCACGUGGAGGUGGAAACGGCUUUUGGCUUUGGUGCCUUGCUUCGAUGUGAGAAAAAAAUAAAACAAAAAAAAAAACAAAACAAAAAAAUUCGCCACAAGUGACAGAUGGCAAUUUUAGUGGCCCUACAAUGCUGCAGUCCAUUAGCUUACAUUGAAACUUCCUUUUACUCUGUUUAAUUGCUCGGCUUAGUCUGCCCCAACAGUAGUAGAAUUAGGCUUUCUUUUUAAAGCAUGGCCAAUGAGUUAUUGAGUAAAAAAAAAA
Messenger RNA from Seriola dumerili (greater amberjack), 3310 nucleotides. RefSeq names its product glucagon family neuropeptides-like (gene adcyap1b). NCBI's taxonomy places the organism in Eukaryota, Metazoa, Chordata, Actinopteri, Carangiformes, Carangidae. The record is from RefSeq and is a predicted model, not a curated record. The coding region runs from base 280 to 807 and encodes 175 amino acids. Gene Ontology annotation, molecular function: neuropeptide hormone activity; peptide hormone receptor binding; pituitary adenylate cyclase activating polypeptide activity. Gene Ontology annotation, cellular component: neuron projection; extracellular region; perikaryon. The transcript is spliced from 5 exons. Gene Ontology annotation, biological process: positive regulation of ERK1 and ERK2 cascade; positive regulation of protein kinase activity; positive regulation of GTPase activity.